GCUCCUGAUGGUCACAUUUUUCUGGAAGCCUUUUCUCCAGUUUACAAAUAUGCACAGGACUUCUUGGUUGCCAUUGCUGAGCCUGUGUGCAGACCAACCCACAUCCAUGAGUACAAACUGACUGCUUACUCCCUGUAUGCUGCAGUCAGUGUUGGCUUACAGACCAGUGACAUCACCGAGUAUUUACAAAAACUGAGCAAGACUGGUGUCCCAGAGGGAAUUCUUCAGUUUAUCAAGCUGUGUACUGUCAGCUAUGGGAAGGUGAAGCUGGUUCUGAAACAUAACAGGUAUUUUGUGGAAAGUACCCACCCUGAUGUCAUUCAGCAGCUUCUGCAAGACCAUGUAAUCAAAGACUGUCGCCUGAGAAAUGCUGAGGGUGAAGAAACAGAGCUGAUUACAGAGACAUUCACAAGUAAAUCAGCGAUUUCCAAAUCCAGUGAAGGUAGCACUGGUCCAUCAACAUCACAGGGAACAGAUGUUCAGAAUAAGCCAGAUGUCCCAGCUGACUUAUUUGAGUUUUAUGAACAGAUGGACAAAGAUGAGGAGGAGGAGGAGGAAACACAGACAGUAUCUUUUGAAGUCAAGCAGGAGAUGAUUGAAGAACUUCAGAAGCGUUGUAUCCAUUUGGAGUACCCCUUGCUGGCAGAAUAUGAUUUCAGAAAUGAUUCUGUGAAUCCUGAUAUUAAUAUAGAUCUGAAACCUACUGCUGUCCUCAGGCCCUAUCAAGAGAAAAGCCUAAGGAAGAUGUUUGGAAAUGGACGAGCCAGGUCUGGUGUUAUUGUCUUGCCAUGUGGUGCUGGCAAGUCCCUGGUUGGAGUGACAGCUGCGUGCACUGUCCGCAAGCGAUGCCUUGUCCUCGGUAACUCUGCAGUGUCUGUAGAGCAGUGGAAGGCCCAGUUCAAGAUGUGGUCCACCAUCGAUGACAGUCAGAUAUGUCGCUUCACUUCUGAUGCCAAAGACAAGCCCAUUGGCUGCUCUAUUGCUAUCAGCACAUACUCCAUGUUGGGGCACACGACAAAAAGAUCCUGGGAAGCUGAAAGAGUAAUGGAGUGGCUUAAAAGUCAAGAGUGGGGCCUUAUGAUACUUGAUGAAGUACAUACUAUCCCUGCAAAAAUGUUCAGACGUGUGCUCACUAUUGUACAAGCUCACUGUAAACUGGGGCUGACUGCUACCCUGGUCAGAGAAGAUGAUAAAAUUGUUGACCUGAACUUCCUGAUUGGACCAAAGCUCUAUGAAGCCAACUGGAUGGAGCUGCAGAACAGUGGCUACAUUGCUAAAGUCCAGUGUGCUGAGGUUUGGUGCCCAAUGUCACCUGAAUUUUACAGAGAAUAUGUAGCUAUCAAAACAAAGAAAAGGAUAUUGCUGUACACCAUGAACCCAAACAAAUUCCGGGCCUGCCAGUUCCUGAUUAAGUUUCACGAGCGACGGAAUGAUAAAAUCAUCGUAUUUGCUGACAAUGUGUUUGCUCUGAAGGAAUAUGCAGUCAGACUUGGGAAACCCUAUAUUUAUGGUCCUACUGCACAAGGUGAAAGAAUGCAAAUUUUACAAAACUUCAAGCACAAUCCAAAAAUCAACACUAUUUUCAUCUCCAAGGUGGGUGAUACAUCCUUCGAUCUGCCGGAAGCCAACGUUCUCAUCCAGAUUUCAUCCCACGGUGGGUCUCGAAGGCAAGAGGCUCAAAGACUGGGACGAGUGCUCAGAGCCAAAAAAGGCAUGGUUGCAGAGGAAUACAAUGCCUUUUUUUAUUCUCUUGUAUCCCAAGACACUCAGGAAAUGGCAUAUUCAACGAAACGGCAACGGUUUCUUGUAGAUCAAGGUUAUAGCUUCAAGGUAAUAACAAAGCUGGCAGGCAUGGAAGAAGAAGAACUUUCAUUUUCAACCAAAGAAGAACAGCAGCAGCUUCUUCAGAAAGUCCUGCAAGCAUCUGACCUGGAUGCUGAGGAGGAAGUAGUUGCUGGAGAAUUUGGUUCAAAGUCAGCUCAGGUGUCCCGUCGUGCAGGCACCAUGAGCUCCAUGUCUGGGGCAGAUGACACUGUGUACAUGGAAUACCACUCUGCACGGAGUAAGGCAUCUGCCAACAAACACAUCCACCCACUCUUCAAGCGCUUCCGCAAGUGAUGUCCUCCACGUGUGCACUGUGUUAAAGCUCUGCGUCCAUCUACCUGUUCCCAUAACUGAACAGGUGGAGUUGAAAUUCUUACAGGUCCUCUUAAAGACUUUUUUCAUAUGCAUCUUUAUAGCCACGUAUUUCCUUAGCAAGGUAUGUGCUCUCGUGGGUGAAUGUGGAAGGAAGGAAGGAACUAAAGCUUACCACAGGAAUGAUACUAUCCAGUGACUGGAUCUGGGUUAGACCUGUCUGGUUUUCAGGGUAAUUAAUAGAUUUUAUUUUUAUCAGCUGAAGACCCUUUUGCAGAAGAAUUCUGGAAAGGUUUUGUAAAUUAAGUUUGUACUGAUGUUUGAAAUACUAUUUAUCUGAUUAUUGUGUCUGCUUAACAAAAUACUGUGGUUUUUUUAAAUACUUCAAUAAAAAUCAUUCAUUGAGCUGAACAAAUCCUGAGAGGAGCACUUUACAUAAUAUUUUUAAACUGGGAGCUAAUUUAUACUUAUGACUUAAGCUGUCUUAAAAUUCUAACAAAUUGGUAAGAGAUACUUUGAAGUUGAAGACAAGAAGAGUGACUCUGUCUCCAGAGAAAACUCAAGGAAAGCAUUGGUAAAUAGAAGUAAAUUGUGUGCUCUGUUUUCCUCAUUUUUCUGGCUACUUCUGAGAAGUUGCUAAAAUAAAAGCUGUUUCCCUUGU
Molecule: messenger RNA, 2797 nt
Organism: Acanthisitta chloris (rifleman)
Lineage: Eukaryota; Metazoa; Chordata; Aves; Passeriformes; Acanthisittidae
Gene: ERCC3
Product: excision repair cross-complementation group 3
Exons: 13
Biological process (GO): transcription initiation at RNA polymerase II promoter; nucleotide-excision repair
Cellular component (GO): transcription preinitiation complex; nucleotide-excision repair factor 3 complex; transcription factor TFIIH holo complex
Molecular function (GO): DNA binding; 3'-5' DNA helicase activity; hydrolase activity
Source: RefSeq, a predicted model, not a curated record